CCCCGUUCUCCCGCACCAAAAACCCCAAAUCGCACUCGACCAUCGCGAUCGCGGAGACGACGAAGCUCCUCCGCCUCCUCCUCCUCUUCUCUCUCUCGCGCUCUCUCAGGGAUUGGAAAAGCAGUAGUUUGAGAAGAUGCCGAAGGCUACGAACGAUGCUCAGCUUUUGAUUCAGUCUCUCCGCAAGGCGUACGCCGCCACGCCAACUAACCUCAAGAUUAUUGAUCUGUAUGUGGUUUUCGCUGUUGCGACGGCGCUGAUUCAGGUGGUUUACAUGGGAAUAGUUGGAUCAUUUCCAUUCAACUCUUUCCUCUCCGGUGUACUUUCGUGCGUAGGGACGGCAGUACUCGCAGUUUGUCUCCGCAUUCAAGUCAACAAAGAGAACAAGGAAUUUAAGGAUCUACCGCCAGAACGUGCCUUCGCCGAUUUCGUCCUCUGCAACUUAGUGCUCCAUCUGGUGAUCAUGAACUUCCUUGGAUAGAUGAAACCACCUGAAAUUCCCCAUACAAUAUUUAUGCAUGUUAUGUCAUAGGACUUUGCAGAGGGCAUCAACAUUUUACUACCGAAUGAGUAAAGUUGGUGUUUUAACCAGGAUCUUUUUGGUCACAACAUGGGUGGAGAAAUAACAGUAGUUUUGUCUUAAGAUUGGAUUUGGUAACACUUUGCAGGUUUUUUUUUUUUUUCUUCUUUUUCCCCUCAAAUUUAAUUUUUGUGUCUUAGUGGUAUGAUGAUUUAAUCGUAAUAAAUUUAGGGCUUCCAACUGCUUGCAUGA
Ananas comosus (pineapple) is the source of this 772-nucleotide messenger RNA. Its product is annotated as dolichyl-diphosphooligosaccharide--protein glycosyltransferase subunit DAD1. The transcript is spliced from 6 exons. Lineage: Eukaryota; Viridiplantae; Streptophyta; Magnoliopsida; Poales; Bromeliaceae. Gene Ontology annotation, cellular component: oligosaccharyltransferase complex; membrane. The record is from RefSeq and is a predicted model, not a curated record. Gene Ontology annotation, biological process: protein N-linked glycosylation. Bases 137 to 481 code for a protein of 114 amino acids.